CGGCGCUCCCCACAUCCCCCCCGCGCCGCCGGCCGCCGCCUAUGCCCUUCCGCCCCACGCUCCCCCGCCGGUGCUCCCACGACCCCAAGCUCUCUUCCUUCCUCUCCGCCCUCGCCUCCCUCACCGCCUCCCCCUCCUCGGCCUCCCACUGUUCGCCGCCGCCCGCUGGCUCGGUGCCCGCCUCGCCGACCCCCGCCGCCUACAACGCCCUCAUGUCCGCCUACUCGCGCGCCGGCCACCACGGCGAGGUCCUCCGCCUGUUCCGCUCCCUGCCCUUCGCCCCCACCUCGUCGCUCUUCACCACGCUCAUCUCCUCCCUCUCCGCCUCUGGCCGCCCACUCGCCGCGCGCGCCGCCUUCGCCUCGCUCCUCAAGUCCGGAGCCCCGCCCACCGCCUCCGCCUUCACCGCACUGCUCAAGUCGUCGCACGACGCGCUUGACUUCGUGGACAGCGUGUUCCGCGCCAUGGACGCCGCGGGCUGCUCCCCCGAUGCCCCCGUCUACAACUGGAUCAUUUCGAUGCUCUGCGACUUCCGGCUGCUGCAGGAGGCGUUGGGUUUCCUCGAUCACAUGCUCGAGAACGGACCGCGACCCACCGCCCGCUCCUUCACCGCGGUUCUACGUGUUUACUGUGAGCAGGAAAGGUUUCACGAGGCAGAGAGAUUAGUUGAUACAAUGAUCCAGAACGGAUGCCCGCCGGAUGUAGUAUCAUACAGCGUGCUUAUUGAGGGGCUCUGCCGUGUUGGGGAAUUCAGCAAGGUGGAAAUGAUCUUAGGGGAAAGUGAGUUAAACGGGUGGAAGCCAACUGCGGUUACGUAUAACAUUUACAUGUCUGGCCUGUGCAGGAUGGGGUUCUUGGACGAGGCAUUUCAGCAAGUAGAUGUUAUGCGCAGCAGAGGGCUGUCUGUGACGACUGAGACAGUGCAUAUUCUCUUUGAUUGCUUGUGCCGAAAUGCAAUGUUUUCAGAAGCAGUGUGCUUGCUGGAACAUAGCAAAGAAUUGGGCUGGAAUGUUGAUGCAUUCUGCUAUAACACUCUGAUGAGUAGGCUCUGUGACAUUGAUGAUUUUGCCAGGGUCUUGAAGCUGCUGGUUGAUCUGUUGAAGAAGGGCAUUGGACCAGAUAAGUUUAGUUUUACCAUUGCAAUUCGGAGCCUCUGCCGAGCUGGGAAACUUUGGCUGGCAAAGUGCAUGAUAGAUAAUAAGGGGAUUAAGUAUGAUGUUGUGGCUUUCAAUACUUUGAUUCAUGGGUUCUGCAUGGCUGGGGAUUUAGACAGGGUCCAGCAAACUCGUACAGAUAUGAUCAAUAGGGAUAUUAUUCCAAAUAAUUUUACCAAUGCUAUGCUGAUUGAUAGUUUAUGUAAAGACCUAAAGUUUGUCGAGGCAAAAAGAUUUGUUCUUGAUUCUUUGGUAAAUGGUUUGGUGCCUGAUCAUAUUAUUCGUUUGAAUAAUUGGUUAGUAAAAGCAAACAAAAUCACAUUGGUACUGAAAUUACUCUAUGAAAUACGCUGUAAAGGAUUUGUGCUAGAUACUUGCAUCAUCAACCCAUUGGUUAGGGUAUUUUGUUGGGAGGGGUAUUGUCGGCAUGAUAAAUUCUAUCAAAUUUCUCCUAUACUUGACAUUAUAACGACUUAUGUCAAGCGGUGAUGGAGCACAAAGCAGUGUGAUCACGUGAAACUCGUGUUGGUUUCCAUUCUCUGCUAUGCAAUGAAUGGACUGGCUAUUGCUACAUCAAAGAUACUCAUCUUUCAUCAGGGGAGAGUAGCUGAGUUUGGAUUUCGGACCAAUACCACACAGGCACACAGAUUUGUAGAGUUCAUUCAAAGCUAUCAUGCUUAAAUGUGCUUUUAGAGAAAUGAUGGACAGAGAGGUGCUAAUGGUGAUGAGACACCGGGAUGGAUAUUAUGCUGAAAUGAUGCACUUGGUGGUAUCUCAACCAAGGUAUUUUUUUUCUCUCCCAAUAGUCAGACACAUGUCACACAUCUAAUGUAAAUUCUUCUGCAACAUUAUCAUCAGUUUAGGUAAGAAAAUCUAAACUUAUGUGAUAUCAGAGGCAGCUAACGGAAAUUAUUGAAAAGGUUUUAGAAAACCAUUCUAUAAAAUAAAAUCUCCAAACGAACAGGAAAUCCUGUACCUUCUGGAAUUAUGUCCUGCUGAUGUUGUACCUGAUGAAUGCUAUAUGCCCAGCCCAAGGUUGACAACCAAAAUGCAAACCGUUAAGUAUACUAUGGAAAUACUGGAGCAAUUUUAACAUUUCAUGUUUUGCUUCAAUCAGGAAUCAAAAGCAGAAAGUUGGCGUGUCAUUUCACGCACCACCUUAUCAAGUACUUGAUAAAUUAAUAUGUGUUCCUGGAGGAAUCUCAAUAUCACUUAUCCAGAGAAAAACACAUUUCACAUUGGAGUAAUGUUGUGUCUCUUCCGCAUAGACAUGAUGGUUAUAUGCAACCCUGAAAAGGAAGGGAUAGUCAAGCAUUUGUCAAGUGUAUCCAUCUCAUAAAAUAUACUCUCUAGAGCAUUUGCAGCAUCGUUCAACUUUGGAUCAUCUUACCCAAUAACUUGAUCAUCUUCAUUUUCAUUUGGUGCGUGGAGGCUGCUAGGUUCACAUCAACCUAGUUAAGAUUCGCCUGCCCAUUUGGUUGAUGAUAAACCACAAGGUAUGAGUUAUACAUACGAUGUUCCGCACUUGUGGAACUGAUGUGUUUUAACGAAGAAUGGCGUGCUGUAACUAGCAUCAGAUUUCAUAGUUGGAUGGACCGCUGUAACUGUUAUUCAUGAGACGGCACCCCAACUAGCAUUUCUGAAUCAUGUAUUGUGCUCACAGGCCUAACUUGUUUGUCACACGAAUAGUCACUGAAGCAACUAGUUGAUCCUACCUCUGUUUUAGGUUAUAAGAAAAUGCUAUUGUUUUCUUUAGAUUCAU
Messenger RNA from Oryza brachyantha (malo sina), 2916 nucleotides. Its product is annotated as pentatricopeptide repeat-containing protein At5g64320, mitochondrial-like. The coding region runs from base 42 to 1643 and encodes 533 amino acids. The transcript has 4 exons. NCBI's taxonomy places the organism in Eukaryota, Viridiplantae, Streptophyta, Magnoliopsida, Poales, Poaceae. Gene Ontology annotation, molecular function: protein binding. The record is from RefSeq and is a predicted model, not a curated record.